Zootermopsis nevadensis is the source of this 848-nucleotide messenger RNA. NCBI's taxonomy places the organism in Eukaryota, Metazoa, Arthropoda, Insecta, Blattodea, Termopsidae. The record is from RefSeq and is a predicted model, not a curated record.
GUUCGUGCCUCAGCUACGGCCAUUCCUGUUGGGGAGCGCAUGGCAAGAGAAGUGGCAACGUCGCGGCGGAUGAGGCCCCAGUCGACGUUUCCGAGGCCGUGGCGGCGAUCGCGGCGCCAGAGGACACCCGGUGGUUCCUGUCCAAACUGGUGCGACAGGCGGAACCCGUCAGCGGCAGCAAAGUGUGGAAGAGGCUGAGGGGCGUCAGGGUACCCUCUGCAGCAGAUCGACGACGCAACGAGGUACAGUGGAGGAACGGCGCCUCCGAAGAGGAGGACGAGGCUGAGGCUACGGGCGGAAACGACGCCGUGGCCAGGUCUAGAACCAUUCAUCUCGAAGGCUCUGAAGAGACGCCUGCAGGCAUCUUGGUGCCUGCAGGCGGGGAGUACCCUGCGGGGGAGAACCAAGACGCCGAGGUGCUCCUCAUGGCGGACGACCAGGCAAUCAGGAGGACGCCUCAGAAACUUCGAGUCUAUAAACUUAUGAAUCAUCAAGGAGGAAAGCUGGACUAACAAACCUGAGAAAUUACAAACAGAAAACUAUAAUUUCAUUUCCUCAAUGGCCCCUUUUGACUCUGGAAUACUGCAGAAGUAAUUAAACGUUCAUCUUUAUAUAGACUCAGAAUUAAUUGAUAUUAAAACUCCCGUCUCGAACGGAGUCUUUCCUGACAUCUGCAGUCUUACUACUAAGUUACCCAAACAGUGGCUUCCUUCCUCCACUCCACAAGUUGUUUCAGAAUAAAGAUUCGUGUGACACGUCCACUGAAGCAUGUGCGCUGUGUUUUCUGAAUUAGAUCACAAUUAAAAUUAAUAAUGUCUUUAUAAUAAAAACAGCUGUGAACUAAUUCA